Ceutorhynchus assimilis (cabbage seed weevil) is the source of this 4235-nucleotide messenger RNA. Lineage: Eukaryota; Metazoa; Arthropoda; Insecta; Coleoptera; Curculionidae. The record is from the annotation of a GenBank genome assembly.
CUGGGUUCGGGUUCAGUCAAGUCAGAGUCGCUAUUCGCCAUUUGUUAUUGGGAAUGGAAAUAGGUUUCUAGUUCGAAGUUCCUGGAAAUUUCCCUAAUUAAUCGCGACAAGCAUUUAACUAACUCAAUUAUUUACAAGGUUCAUUGAAAUGGUGUGCUAAUACUAAAAACUCGAAAAUCUCAUAAUGGUGCUGCUCAACGUCUAUUUUGAAAACAAAAAAAGAUUUAUCUUACAUUAAAGAGCAGCAGCUCUAUGAGGAAACUAGGUAUCAACCAGUCAAAAAUAAAAAUUAAUUAAAAAUAAUUAAUUUUAACAGGAACACUCAAGUUUUAUAGUGUCUUUGUUCAUAAUAAUGUGUUCCAUAAUGGCAAUUAUUUAAUGUCAUUUGGUUGUUUGAUGUAAUUUUUUCAAAUAUUGUUUGUAUAUAAAUAUGAAUAAUUUAUUCGAUCAUGAGGAUGAGAGCAGCUGGUACUUUGGUGCCAUUAAUCGGCAAGAAGCACAAGACCUUUUAAUGGCAGAAAAAGAAGGCGGAGUAUUUUUGGUUAGAGAUAGUACAACUUCUGUAGGAGAUUUUGUACUUUGUGUGAAGGAAGACAGCAGAGUAAGCCACUACAUAAUAAAUAAAAUGCAACAGAACAAUGAUCAGCCUAGUUAUAGGAUUGGAGAUCAACUGUUCAGAAGUCUUUCUGAAUUAGUGUCAUUUUAUAAAUUACAUUAUUUAGAUACAACCCCGCUUAUAAGGCCUGCAAAGAAGAAAUUGGAAAGGGUGAUUGCUAAAUUUGAUUUUGAAAGCAAUGAAAAAGAUGACUUAAGUUUCAAAAGAGGUGAUAUUUUAACAGUGUUAUUUAAAGAAGAAGAACAGUGGUGGCGAGCCAAAGAUAAAAAUGGAAAAGAAGGUUGUAUACCAGUCCCCUAUGUCCAGAAGCUUGAAGAAAGUUCUUCACCAGUGGAGGGAUUGAGGCCACAAGAAGGUUCCAUUAGUAGCACACCAGAGUCAAAACCAAAACCAAAACAGAGGAUUCUCCCAGCUAAGGCCAGAGUAAAGCAAGUCAGAAUUCCAAACGCUUAUGAUGAUACAGCAUUGAAACUAGAAAUAGGAGACAUCAUAACUGUAAUGAAAACAAACAUUAAUGGUCAAUGGGAAGGAGAACUGAAUGGUAAAAUAGGAUAUUUUCCCUUCACCCAUGUAGAGUUUUUGGAUGAUGACAACGGAAGUUAGUAAUCCCAUAUGGGCGCUACUAAAACAGGUUGUUUCACUUUAUUGUCAGAUUUGGGGUUUAUAUUAAGCUUUUCAUGUAAGUGGGGCAAAUUUUUAGUCAGUUUACUGACAAAAAAGGUCUCGUAACUCUAACAAAUAGAUGAACUUGAGGAAUAGAGAACAAUGCUUCUUUAUCCAAUGAAUUAAAUUCUAUGCGUACCUGGAAUGGACCCGCCCAUUGUCGUCAAAUUAAAAAAGUGUCUCAAACAUAGCCUUAUUGUGACGGCUACUGUUCUCACUCAGACUAAUGAUUUUCUUACCUAGAAGAUGAGGUCAACUAAAUUUUUUAAAAUUAUUAUGUCUGGUAUAUUUUUGCUUGGUCCGACAAAACAAUAACCACUUUAGGGGAGGGUCGCUUUCAUCUGAGGAAACCCUAGAAAGUUUUGCUUUUGGGUUUCUGAGAGAAACGUAAGUGACUUAAUUGUUCUGUUUUUUUUUUGUGUGAUUCAUUUAUUGUAUAAACAAUUGUCAUAUCUUGUCAGGCUUAUGGAUGGGAUGCAAUAAUAAAUAGGAUAGAAGACAAAUUCCGUUUCAUGGAAAAAAUAGAAAUUGUGUAUUUAUUUUUUUGGGAACUAUAAAAGCAAAUUUUGCAAAAACUGUCAAAAUUUUAACCAGACCCCAUAUUAAUAAAAAAAAUGAUUCCACAAACAAUUUUAAUUUUGUGUGCUCUUUCCUAUUCCGGACGUGAAGUUUCCUGUUUUUCAGAUGUUUAAAUUAACGAAAAUUUCCUCUUGGAUCACAUUAGACACCAAAUAUCUCACACCAACAUUUCAACUCUACACAUAACUGAGGAACUAAAUAAGUUGAUAAGUUUGCAUUGUUCUCUAUAAAAUUUUAGUCCUAAGCUAUGGGAAUUGUAUUCAAAUCGUCAUAUUCUAUUUAAUUAUACAUUUUUAAAUUAUUUCAUCCAUUUAAUUUAUUUAUACCUAUUUUUCUGUAUAUUGUGUAUUUUAAGAUUUUUUUAUACAUGUAUUAUUAUUUUAGUUGUAGAUAAAUGUACAUACAUAGUUUUAACAUUAAAAAACAGUUUUCACUAUUAUGGAUGCCCGCUUAAGACUUUUUAACCUGAUUGCAAUUUAUUCUAGUCUAUAGAAGGAUAAAAUCAUUAUAUAAAUGUCCAUAUGGAAUAUAGAUGAGUGACAUAACUAACUGCCAUGGUAAAUAUAAAUAUUUAUGCUGAUAUUCCAUUCCUAUUAAAUGUAUAUACAGUGGGUGGCGUUGUGAGAUUUUUUUUGCUGAUUUAUUUGUGCCUUAUCAAAACUACUGGUUCAUCAUAAUAUAUGUAGUAGUUAUUAUUUUUUAGCCUUAUUAUAAACCUGGGCUGGGAAAAUUUUAUUUCCAUUGAAAAAUUCGGAUACAUUGGUACAUAUUAAAAAAAAAUAUUUUUUGAUAUUGACUUAUAACAAAAUAUUUUUGUUUUUACUAUCUUGAGCAGAAAAUUGCAGUAUUGACUCAUUCCUUCUUCAGUCUGGGUACAGAGUUGCAACAAAACCUAACUGCGAACCAGACGUUCUUUCGUGUACAGACUUAUAUUUCACGUCACAUCCGAACCUCUGAUAAGCUUAACCGAGGUUCAAUUUGUCUUAAAAGCAUUGGCCCUUAGUCACCUAAUUACUCAAAUAAUUCGGCGUACAAUAAUAACUAGACCGCUCGCCAAAAAAAAAAAAAAAAACCGGGACAGGCAAUUUUUAGCACCAUAUUCAAUUUGUGAUUUUUUUUUUUUGAAUGAGGUUUUUGGUUUUUGGUAUUCGAAAGCCCAUUUUGUUUAUGUUGUAUUUUUUUUUUUUGAAGGAAUGCAUUUCUCAAGUAUUAUACAGGGUGAAUAUUAAACAAAUUAAACUGAUGCAAAAGUACAAAGUUCGAUGCCUGCCAUAUUGGCAAUAUUUCUUUUUUUGAAUAUCCGUAUAGGCGAUAAGUAAGUUAGUAUCAAUAUCUCUAGAUGUGUUAGCCAAUUUUUUGAUAAGUGCCCUUUGGCAGCAGAUACACUACUAAACAACAAAGUUGAUAAAAUCUUGUAAGCAUGCAUGCACAAUGUUUGAAGGGAUGUAGCUUGAAAAUGGUUGUAUCGAUUUCGAACCUAAUUUUUUUUAGAGGUUCCGCGUUACUUUUGAUUUUUGUGACCCCUGUAUAAUGUGAAAUGGGCCAUCUGCAAAAAAGCAAGCGAGUCGUGAAACCUCUAAAACAAAUGAGCUUUCAAAACCUGCAAAUCCGAAAAAAAAAAUAAUAAUAUUGCCAAUAUAGCAGACAUCCAAACUUUUUGUACUUUUGCAUCAAUCUAAUAUUCACCCUGUAUAUAACAGCAAAAUGCAUUCCUUCAAAAUAAUCAUAUUUUCCCACGUGAUACACAACAUGGGCUUUCAAAUACCAAAAAAAUAAAACAAUAAAAAAAAAUAAUAAUUUCAAAAAAGCUAUUACAAAUUGAAUAUGGUGCUAAAAAUUGCUUGACCCAUUUUUUUUUGCCAAGAAGUUUAGUUAGAAGAAAUGAUGUUGGCAGUGAUGUUCAGUUCAUUAUUUUGUUGCAAGUCGGCGAGGCUUAAAGGGUGAUAAUCACCAUUCCAUUUGUAUUUCAAUAAUGUUUGUGGUACAUGAAGUUCAUUCAUUUUGUUGUGAUUUAAAAUAGUGAUUUUUAUUCAAAAAGUCAUUUGGUUGAUAUCUCUCGGACCCUGUUUCAAACUUAUUGCGCCACCUACCAACAAAAUAUUUGUCUAAAGUAAUAAUUAUAUUGUAUGCCUCAAAUGUAACAAUACGCAUAUAUUUGACAUAAUGUCACCUAAAGGAACCAUUAAAAAAAUUAUAUAUAUUUGCGCAGUUAUAUUGUGAAUUUUGUAAUUUUAAGGACAUAUCAUAUUUCAUAUUUUUUCAUCAUAUUUUAUGCAAUACAUAAUAGAAUUAUAUAUUUUAAAAAGGUCAUCGCUUAUUAAUAGUGUGCAUUAAUAAAUAAUGUAUACAUUUUAUUGUGUAUUAUGCUUAAAUACAA